AUGGAGACAUAGUAAUUAUUUUAUAAAGUUGUGUAUUUUUUAAUGAAAAUGUUACAGCUCAAAUGUAUGUAACUUAAUUUUAUAAAAGAGAAAGAAUUUGUUUAUUGUUGAAUAAUUGAGCAAUACUUUUCUUGUGUCACUUUCCUGAUAAGCUAACUGACAAUAUGUGUAUAUAUAAGAAUUCAUAUUUUGUAUAUAAAUAUUUUUUUUUUAUAUGUCCUUUGAGUAGUCUUGUGUAUAUUUAAUCUGUUAUAACAAUCAGUACAUCAUAAAGUAAUGUAAUUAAGUGUAAUGUAAUAUUGUAAGGAAAUAUUACAACAUGAUUAAUGAAUCAUUCUAUAAAAAUGUGUUUUUACUUAUGCAAAUUGUACCUGCAUCUUAUGAAUGUACAAAAUACUUUAAAAAGGGAAUGUUUGAUAAACCAAACACUGCAGGUUUUAUUCACGUUUCUCAUUAUCUGUUAUCUGUGCAUAAUGAAAAACGUUUCCAAAAAUUGGUUAUAUGGCCAAUUCUAAAUAAGACAGAUGAGAAAAGAUACCGUGCAGAGAUAAAAGAAUACUUAGAAACUUUGGCAAAUAAAAAUUCAGAUAUCAAUUUCCCACCAAUACUUAUGUCUCAUCUGCUACAAGCAGGAGGAAAAAAAGUUUUAAUUCUUAUGUGGAAAAUAUCAGAAAUUAGCCUAAGAGCUUAUAUUACUAGAGCAUGUCAAACGAAAUUAUUACAGUUUCCUAAUAUUGGUGACACUAAGAACAUAACUGAAACAUAUCUUACAUUGAAAAAUAUUGAAAAAAAUCAUAUCAUUUCUAUAUUUUAUGAAAAUACAAAAAUAAGUUUAAAAUCCUUUAAAGAGUACAUAUGGUAUAUAUCUGUUGAUUUACUAAAAGUACAGACUGCUAUCUUUGAAACAAGAAACAAUUUAGAGAAGUUAGUGGCUACGUUUCCAGUUAAUUCAUUAAUUGCAAAACGAUUAAUAGACACAGAUGAUACUGAAAUUAUAAAUUCAUGGAAGGAAAGUAUUGAGCAAAAUAUUAAGUUUUUAAGCCAAAAAAACUCAAAACUAAAUAAAUUAAAAACUCUUAGUAGCACGUUACAUAAUUUAAUUCUAGUUUUAUGUGUAAAUCAUAAAAUUCUUGAUGGGAGAAAUCUUCCAAAAAUAAAUAGUAGAACAUGGUCAUUCUAUUUAACUGGUAAUAUUCAGGUAAAAUGUAAAAAUUACAUUCAGCUUGUUAAUGAUGGAUUAUAUAUGAAUGGAUGUUUAGUGUUUUCUAUUCUGUUAAUGAAAUUCAAUCAAAUACUGAAACAAAUGAAAUACUAUUUGAAAAUUCACAAGCUACCAGAUUUCUCCAAUUGCGAUCAAAAAAUAAUUCAAUAUUGUAAGAGAAUUAAAUCUAUAAAAGAAAUAUCUGAAGAACUUAUGGAACAAAUUUCUGAUAAUUUAAACAAUGUACAAUGUAGCUUACAAAAGAAAACUGUAGAUUACACAUUAGAUGAAGAUCUGUUAAACUUUACAGGUCUAGAAACAAUUCUAAAUUCACCAAAACUUAAUUUAUCUGCUACAUAUAUACACGAAGAAAAGAUAUCAGAAAUGAUAUUGGUCUUUUCAGAAGAAGGGAGAUAUAAACACUUGUUUAAAAGGUACAAACGUAACAAUUCAUUUAGAAAUUCAACAAGAUAUCAAUUUAAUGAUAGCAUAGAGGACAUCACAUCGAGCUGGAUAUCUUCCCAAAAACAAUUAAUAUACAAAAAGUGUUCACCUAAUAAAAUCAAAGUUUCACCAACAUAUUCCAGAUUAUUCUCCAUUAAUAAUACAAAGAUAUAUUCUCCAUAUAAAGGUAAUACAACAUCUAGUCCGAAUAGAAGAAAUAUCACACCAAAGAAAUCUAAUAUUCAAUCUCCAGACGCACGAACGGUAAAUAUAGAUGCUGCAAUUAAAAAUAUUUUUGAUUUUUUUUGUCAGAUUACAUAUCUUGUAAUUUCCUUUGUUCAAAUCUUAGUUGAAGGUCCCACAUUAGAAGGAUGUCAUGCAAUUUGAUAAAAAUUAAACUCCAACGUAAUUGAAAACAAUGUAUUUGUUGCAU
This is a messenger RNA of Frieseomelitta varia, 2078 nucleotides long. RefSeq lists its product as uncharacterized. Lineage: Eukaryota; Metazoa; Arthropoda; Insecta; Hymenoptera; Apidae. The record is from RefSeq and is a predicted model, not a curated record. Gene Ontology annotation, molecular function: microtubule binding. Gene Ontology annotation, biological process: spindle assembly. The transcript has 8 exons. Gene Ontology annotation, cellular component: HAUS complex; mitotic spindle microtubule. The coding region runs from base 320 to 2032 and encodes 570 amino acids.